Molecule: messenger RNA, 3218 nt
Organism: Schistosoma margrebowiei
Lineage: Eukaryota; Metazoa; Platyhelminthes; Trematoda; Strigeidida; Schistosomatidae
Source: the annotation of a GenBank genome assembly
CGCAGAUUGAGUGCGUGGGGAUGAAUGCUGAGAUAGAACCUCAUAUUUUAAAAAUGUUCGAGAUUAAGAAGAGGAUAGGGAAAGGAGCUUAUGGAAUAGUUUGGAAAGCAUUGAAUAAAAAAACAAAAGAAAUUAUUGCAUUGAAAAAAAUCUUCGAUGCAUUUCGUAAUCAAACUGAUGCACAGAGAACAUUUAGAGAGAUUGCAUUUCUUCAAAAUUUUGGUAAUCAUCCAAAUAUUGUACGGUUAUAUAAUGUAAUACGGGCAAGUAGUGAUAAAGAUAUCUACUUAGUAUUUGAAUUUAUGGAAACAGAUUUGCAUAAUGUAAUUAAAAAGGGCAAUAUAUUAAAUGAUGUGCAUAAACAAUAUAUCAUGUAUCAAUUAUUGAAAGCAACAGCUUAUUUACAUUCAGGUGAAGUAAUACAUCGAGACCAAAAGCCAUCAAAUGUUUUAUUGGAUUCUGAUUGUUCAGUAAAAUUAUGUGAUUUUGGUUUAGCACGUUCAUUAAAAGGUCGUAAUAUGAAAUAUGAAUAUAAUAAUGCAACACGUUGGUAUCGUGCACCAGAAAUUUUAUUAGCAUGUCAUGAUUAUACAAAAGGUGUUGAUAUAUGGAGUUUAGGUUGUAUAUUAGGUGAAAUGUUAAUUGGUACACCAUUAUUUCCUGGUACAUCAACAUUAGAUCAAAUAGAACGUAUUAUGGCUGGAUUACCUAAACCUAGUCCAGAAGAUCUAGCCAGUGUAAAAAGUCCAUACAGUUCAUCGAUUUUACAAAAAGCACAUAUCAGAAAUCGCCGUUCAUUAGAUCAAUUAUUAAUAAAUGUUGAUAAGACAGCAACUGAUCUUUUGUACAAAAUGUUACAUUUCAAUCCACAUAAACGUAUCACAGCAUUGGAAGCUUUAAAACAUCCAUAUGUUCGCAGAUUUUACUCCCCAAAUGAAAUAAUGAUCAUGAAUCAUCAUGUCACUCCACCGUUAGAUGACAAUAUUCAGUUAACUGUUUCUGAAUAUCGUGAUCGUUUAUAUCAAAUGAUCAGUUCUAAGAAAACUAACACAACAACAACAAUCAUGGUUCAGAAUGGUAUUAACAAAACGGAUUCUACCGAAAGGAAAACUAUCAUCACUGGAAUUCCCCAACCUAUUCCUUACUCAACAUAUUCACAUAAUAAAAAGCAAUCUACUACUAAUCAUCAUCCAUCUUCAACUCAUCAAACAACAAUAAUUAAGAGACAAGAUCUUCAGCAUCAUCAUCAACAUCAGGAGCAACAGCAGCAACAAUCGAAUCAAAAGAACACCCCUCAGGGUCAUUGCGACGAUAACAGCAACAACAACAUCAAGUCUAAUAAAAAAAAUCAUGUAGUAUGCGUACAAGUGAAUCUAUUACAUAAAGAGCCACACAAUCAUUCAAUCAAUGAUCAUCAUGAUAAAGUCACAAUUUUAACACCAAAAUUAACAUCAAUGUCACUAGCUAAUGGCAUUAAUAAUAAUACGAAUUGUAAUAUGACCGGGUUCAAUAAUACUGCUAAUCAAUUACACGAUAGUCAUCAGAUUAAUGGUAAUACUAAUGAUUAUGAUUAUAAUGACAACGUGAAUGAUGAUAAUUAUGAUGUAUUUCAUCGAUCAGCAUCAUUAUCACUACCAUCGACUAUAACGUCUUCGACGGGUGCAACCAUAACAGCACAAGCUAAAACAGUUCAAUCAAAACAACAUUAUCAAAUACGAUCAAUAUCUCAAAAUUCUAAGGCUAAUUCAAACUUAUCAACUGUUCAUUAUAGUCCAGUGAUUCGUUCAAAUUCAGUGAAUAAAAUGACAAUGAAUGAUUAUCAACCAUCGAAAAGAUAUUUAACCAUCACUCCAUUAUGUUAUCCAAAUCAAUUGAUAUCCAAAUCAGAUAUUAUUAAAUCAACUACAAUAACAAAUCAACAAUCAUAUAGUCGAUUAAAUCAAUAUAAUAAUAACAACAAUAGUAAUCGUAGUGGUAGUAGUCAUAGUAACCAUUAUAAACAAAAACAUUCAAAUCGUUCCAGUUUAAAUUCCAGUUCAAAUUCACGAAUGAAAACAUCAAAUUAUUAUUAUUAUUUUACUGCUAAUGGAACAAAUCAAUAUUCAUUAUUACCUAAUUAUAGUAAUUCAUUUGAAAAUGUUAUGGUAAAUUCACAAAGAAUUGUUGAUUUGAAUUACUCACAACUACAUGAAAAUCGUCAUAUAUCAUCUCAACCAGAAAAUUUACCCAUAGAUCAUGAGUAUGAUUAUCUUCAAGGAACAAAUUACAGAUAUGAAAAUUGUAAGAAUAAUUCUAAUAAUUCUAGCGAUUGUUUCUUAUACAAUGAAAAACAUUGUUCAACAUCAAAUAUUCAAGAAAAUUUAUCAAAUCGUAGAACUGAAAUUAACAUGCAUAAAACUAUUCCAAAUGAAUAUAAGAAUGAAAUUUUAAAAGUUUCAUCAUCUAUUACUGAAUUACCACCAAAUGUUGUACAGUCAACAAAUAAUAUCUCUAAUACUAUUAAAGAAACUAUAAUUGGACCUAUUUCACAUAAAUCAGUCAAUGAAAUAACACGUAAUCACAAUCAUAAUAGUCAUAGAAAUAAUAAAGAAAUCAUAAUCAAUUAUACAAAUUCAAUAAAACAAUCUAUUGAUGAAACUUCUUUAACAAAUCAAUAUUUUCCUAAUCUUCAACAAAAGAGAAGAAAUAAUAAUAAUCAAUCAUCCUCUUUAAUGAAUAUUAAUCAAAAAUUAAAAAUUAUUCAAGGUUCAACCGAUAUUCAAAAUUCAAUGUUUCAAUCAAAAAUAUCUACAUCAUUAAAUAAUCUUAAAGCUAAAUUUCAUAACCAUCAAUCACAGCAACAACAACGACCACCACCACCACCACAACAACAACAACAACCACAACAACAACAACACAAUUAUCGAAAACGUUCAUCAGAUUAUAAUAGAUCUAAGUAUAAUUGUAUUAAUCAAUCAGUUAAUCCAUUAAAUAAUGUUUAUCAUUAUCAAAAGACAACAAAAGAUGAAAAUGAUUUAGAUAUAGUUACAACUAGUCAAUUACUUCAAACAACAACAACAACAACAACCAUAGCAACAACAACACCACCACCACCACCAUCAAAACCAAUUAUAUUAGAUUCAUUAAAAAUAACAAAUUUUUUUAAUCAAUAUCAAAAUACUCAUUUAUUAAAACCAAAUUCAUUAAUAAAACAAUCAAUGAAAAAUGUAAAAUUAUAA